This is a messenger RNA of Bombus impatiens (common eastern bumble bee), 1964 nucleotides long. RefSeq names its product heparan-sulfate 6-O-sulfotransferase 1-B (gene Hs6st). The transcript has 4 exons. The record is from RefSeq and is a predicted model, not a curated record. The coding region runs from base 124 to 1464 and encodes 446 amino acids. Gene Ontology annotation, cellular component: membrane. NCBI's taxonomy places the organism in Eukaryota, Metazoa, Arthropoda, Insecta, Hymenoptera, Apidae. Gene Ontology annotation, molecular function: heparan sulfate 6-sulfotransferase activity.
GCGUGGUAGGGAUACGGAGUAUCUGUCAUGGCCGACGUUCUCUGGGAGAGUAGUUUUGGUCAGGCCGCAUCGGCGAGCGGUACGCGGUGUGUUUAGUGGUGAAAAAAAACAUGGGGCGCGAUAAUGGGCAGACGGUCAAGCGAAGAAGGCGUUAGCGUACUCUCGGUCCUGGUAAAGGACGAUUUAUGCGAGAGGUCCGCGACGAUGGAGUCACGAGCACGGAGGACUCGGUUACGUAGCGUUGUAGGGAUAUGUUUGUUUCUCGCGCUCACGGGCAUCAUUUAUCUCGGCUACUUCUGCCCCGAUCACGUCUGUGCUCUCACGAGCCGCGAGAUCAAGGAGUCCGUGAGAUUGUCCGAGGGUCUGUCCGCUGGUCCCGGCUCCGGUUUGUCUUCCGUUUCCGUCGAAUUCGACAAAAAUGGCCUGCUCUCGGUACAUCCUGCCUUUAGAUUGCAGAGUAUUCAAGGGAGCCUUGGUUACGACGAUGUGUUUACCAAUGAUACCUUUCAGUUUGACAUCAACGGUCACGAUGUCAUCGUUUUCUUGCACAUUCAGAAAACUGGAGGUACAUUGUUUGGAAAACAUUUAGUUAGAGAUUUAGAUCUGCAAAGACCAUGUUCUUGUCAAAGAAGACGCAAGCGUUGUUUUUGUUUCCGUCCAAAUCGCAAUGAAAAUUGGCUUUUUUCACGAUAUUCUACCGGUUGGAAGUGUGGUCUACAUGCUGACUGGACAGAAUUGACUAGCUGUGUUGAUACAGAAUUAAAUAAAAUUGAAGGAGAUGGCAUAAAACGUAGAUACUUUUAUAUAACUAUAAUAAGGGAUCCUGUUGCACGGUAUCUGUCUGAAUUUAGACACGUACAAAGGGGUGCAACAUGGAGAGGAGCUCGUCACUGGUGUGGAGGAACUCAAGCAAAUAUACCACAGUGUUAUCCUGGAUCUAGUUGGCAAGGGGUAUCUUUGGAACAGUUUAUGGCGUGUCCAUAUAAUUUGGCAAGUAACCGUCAAACAAGAAUGUUGGCUGAUCUAUCAAUUGUUGGUUGUUACAAUUCUACGCUCAGCAGCUUGGAGAGAGAUCGUCUCAUGUUGGCUAGUGCUAAGCACAAUUUGCAAUUCAUGCCUUUCUUCAUGUUGACUGAAUACCAGAAAGUGGGACAGUAUUCCUUUGAAGAAACAUUCGGAAUGAGAUUUGCCGUUGCGUUUGAACAACAUAACGCGACGUUAAGCGCUGCCACAAUGGCUACCCUAAGCACGGAACAGUUAGAUGCUGUGCGUAGAUUAAACAGACUGGAUCUAGAACUGUAUGAUUUCGCAAAAAAUCUUGCGUUCCAAAGGUUCAAACGACUUAGAGAUCGCGAUCCAUACUUCGUACAACGAUUUCAACACCUUGGAGAAUUACCUUCUAGGCAAAGUGCAACGGAAUUCAAUUGGGAUUCUGUCAUAGAAGAUACUACAGAUGUUGAAUGAUAUGUAAGUAUGUUACUGAUAGAUAAUAUCGAUGCUUUGCAUUCAUGGCCGAGCGAGAAAAAUGUUGCUCUGAAUCUGAGUAUCUCAGGGAAUCAUCCUUGAAAGAAAAAAGAAAUUUUACAUAGAAUUAUUAUAUGCGGCGGUGGUCUGCAUAGAACUUACCAAAAGUGUUUAUAGAAAAUAAUGUGGAUAAGACCAAAGAGAGCCCAGAGAGGAUCUUGGAAUAAAUCCUUGGAAUCCUCUUUCGGUAGCUAUAUAUGAAAUGAAAUAUAUAAUCACACAAAUUUUGUUAUGAUUUAUAUAAUGUUCAUAAUUUUUUUUAAAGAGUUCUUCCAUUUAAUGCAAUUUUUGCUUAAAAUAUAUCACAUUUAAACUUUGAUUUUGUUAAUGUUUUUACUUCGUAUAAGAUAAAAGCUUGCAAACAGAUUUUUUUAAUGUGUAUUACGAAGUCAAUUCUAGGGAAAAGAUACUAUAAUUAUUUCUUGAAUGCAUACUUACUA